AUAGUUGUCAUAGAAUACAUACAAGGUCAGACACUUGCACAUGCUUAUAGUGAUGAACCCUUACUGGAGGAUGUCAAGAUGACUAUCAAAAAGGGUCUUGACAUGCUUCACAAUGAAGAUCUUGUUUUUGGAGAUCUUUAUAAGCAAAAUGUCAUAAUUGCAGAUGAGACUGAUGAAGAGAGUGGGAGUAAUAGGGUUAGGUUUAUUGAUUUUAACUGGACUGAAAAGGCUGGAGAUGUCAGAUAUCCUCUUCAUUUGACCUUUUGCAUAUGUGAUAUCUCUGGCAUGUUGGAGUAUGAUCUCAUACAGAAAGAUCAUGAUAUCAAGAUGCUGGAUACCUUGUGA
This is a messenger RNA of Guyanagaster necrorhizus, 345 nucleotides long. RefSeq lists its product as uncharacterized. The transcript has a single exon. Gene Ontology annotation, biological process: protein phosphorylation. Gene Ontology annotation, molecular function: protein kinase activity; ATP binding. The record is from RefSeq and is a predicted model, not a curated record. Lineage: Eukaryota; Fungi; Basidiomycota; Agaricomycetes; Agaricales; Physalacriaceae. The annotation marks the transcript as partial.